Messenger RNA from Parastagonospora nodorum SN15, 126 nucleotides. RefSeq lists its product as hypothetical. The record is from RefSeq and is a predicted model, not a curated record. Bases 1 to 126 code for a protein of 41 amino acids. NCBI's taxonomy places the organism in Eukaryota, Fungi, Ascomycota, Dothideomycetes, Pleosporales, Phaeosphaeriaceae. The transcript has 2 exons.
AUGGAUUGGUACAAGACGUGUGGCGCCGCAAAGUUGCAUUACACCCGCCCACAUCCUCCCGUACCUGCCAACACUCCGGCGGCCUCCCUCGCAUCCAUUUUUCAACACGAGCUCACUCAUCGCUAA